AUGAAGCUCUCUCCGAUCCUCGGAUUCGUGUUUUUUUCAGCUCUUGAUGCUCUUGCGCAGGGUGGAGAUGGACUCGCGGGUACGGUAGUGCCCACGUCAACCAUCCAACCGUCCACGAGGUCGCUACUAGACACUGCGGUCGGCACUGCAGUCCCUGUAGCGUCGUCAGGCGACAAUCAGAAUAGUGAUGGGGACAAGAAGGUGAUUAUAGCCUUGUCCAUUCUUGUCUCCUUCCUCGGAUUACUCGUGCUCGUGGGAGCAUUCUUCAUCUACAAGCGCUAUAAAGCCCGUCGCGCUGCUGCUGCUGUCCCCAAUAAUCAGUCUGCGUGGGUGAACCGCCCCGAGGGAUGGGCAAGAGACGACGGGGACGCAGAGACAGUUGUUGCUCCCCCUCAACAGGCAUGGGAAGCUCCUUUGAUUGAUGAGAAGAAGAAGGUGGGGAAGUAA
Molecule: messenger RNA, 447 nt
Organism: Serendipita indica DSM 11827
Lineage: Eukaryota; Fungi; Basidiomycota; Agaricomycetes; Sebacinales; Serendipitaceae
Source: the annotation of a GenBank genome assembly